Molecule: messenger RNA, 493 nt
Organism: Carlito syrichta (Philippine tarsier)
Lineage: Eukaryota; Metazoa; Chordata; Mammalia; Primates; Tarsiidae
Gene: CUNH6orf52
Product: chromosome unknown C6orf52 homolog
Exons: 4
Coding region: 1-459 (152 amino acids)
Biological process (GO): selenocysteine incorporation
Cellular component (GO): nucleus
Molecular function (GO): tRNA binding
Source: RefSeq, a predicted model, not a curated record
AUGGCCCGAUGGGAGAGUUUUGUAGGUAUUGAUAUGGGUCAACAAAAAAACUUUUACUGCUACUGGCAAAGUCUCCCCUUUGCUAUUAGAGUGAAGCCAGAGUUCCAGGCCUGCCAGGGUUACCCCUGUGGCAACUGGUAUGAGCAACAGCACGGCUUUUAUCCUCUUUCUUGCUACAGCAACUACUGUGUGGUAGGUGGAAAUGAACAGGACCCUUUUUCUGCGCAUGAGACCCCUGAACACCCAACUGGAACUUUGGUUACGCCUAAGGAAACCAUAGCUCUAGCUGAAAACCACGAUGAAGAUUUACUAGAAGAUCCACAUCUUUAUCUGAGUAUUGAGGAAGCAAACCAAGAGUUUAUGGUGAAAAGUGAAGAACUCUACGACUCCCUCAUGAAUUGUCACUGGCAGCCUCUGGAUACACUUUACUCUAAAAUCCCAGAUGAGAGCCCAAAGUAAAGCAAGGUGUUCAUUAAGCUCCUCAAUUAUCAUA